AGCGGUUCAGUCACCCGAAUGCCGUGAGCGAGGAGAGACGUGUGGCUGGUGGUUCCUCGAGUGCAGUGCGUGUGUACGUGUGUGACCCGCUGGCAAGGGAGAGCGGGGGAGUGAUGUUCACCAUGACCAACAAAGCAGUAGUGAUGUUAUGCUAAUAAUGAUGCUCUUUGAUUAUAUCCCACAACGAAAGCACGCGUUGGAAAGUACAACAAUGUGAGGACUAGCGCGCCGCCAGUUUGAAAGAAGCGACAAUGGUUUCCGCGGCGGUGGGGGUCAUGGGGCGGAGGUACCGCAGAGGCUGAGGCGGCGCCCUACGGCCCAGGGUCAGAUUGAGGCAGGAGGUGCCCACCCUAAACCUUACCCAGUGAUAUGAUGACCUCUGUCCCCACCCUGCAUGCGGCCAACGUGACUUUAGGCCAUGGCGCCGAGGCGGACCAGGAGGCGCUGGACUACAUGGACAGCCUCGCAGCCUCCUCCGUCCUGCCCUCGGAAUUCUAUUCCGGCCCACACUCCACCCUGGGACCCUCUGGAGUGCCUCACCCUUACCCCGAGGUGGAGUGGGUGGUUGGUGUGGGCGUGCGGCGGGCGUGGCUGGACAUCCUGGUGUUGGUGCUCAAGGGCCUCGUCAUGUCCGCCGUCAUCGUGGUCUCAGUACUCGGGAAUCUUCUAGUCAUAGUUUCAGUGGCCCGGUACCACAAGCUGCGUGUCAUCACCAACUACUUUGUGGUGUCCAUGGCGCUGGCGGACAUGCUGGUGGCGCUGAUGGCCAUGGUGUUCAAUGCGAGUGUCCAGCUCACCCAGACGUGGCUGUUCGGGGCCCUUAUGUGUGACCUCUGGAACAGCAUGGACGUCUACUUCUCCACUGUGUCCAUCCUUCACCUCUGCUGCAUCUCCAUAGACAGAUACACGGCCAUCGUGCAGCCCCUGGACUACCCGCUACGCAUGACGGUGAGAACAGUGAGUCUGAUGCUGGCCGUGGCGUGGCUCAGCCCUUUCUUCAUCUCAGUGCUGCCAAUCUUCCUGGGAUGGUACACGACCCAGGAGCACUUGGACCGCCAGGCCACCACGCCAGGUCUGUGCGAGUUCAAGGUGAACGUGGUGUACGCCGUGGUGAGCUCCAGCGUCUCUUUCUGGAUCCCCGGCAUCAUCAUGCUCGUCAUGUACUUCAAGAUCUACCGCGAGGCAGACCGUCAGGAGAUGAUGGUCUUUCGGUCGACGGUGGCCGCGCUGCUGCUCAACAAACACCUGCACAUCAACGGCAUGACGCGCAACUCCGUCAAGAUCACAGAUGACGCCCCGAGCAGCGCAAACGCCGCCACUGGGGACGCCGCGAAGGACCCCAAGAAGGCCCAGGGACCGCCGGAGGGAGGCGUGGCGGGGAAGGGAGCGCACCACAACGGCAUGCCAGCGUUCGAAGCCCCGUGCUCUGGAAGUUACGACGCCCACCUGCCGCCCCCAGCCAGCAUGGUGUCCCGUGUUGAUCUUCCCCAGAGCGACGAGUCAACGCCCACGCCCUCGCCAGGAAACACACCUACUAGUAAGCGCGGGAAGGGCGUGAAGAGGCGGUUCCUGGGCGUGGGCGUGAGGAAGAGCUCAACAGGCGUGGGCCCGGAUGGCAUCGUGAAUGUAGCAGCGCCAGAGGUGAAGAAGAAGCAGGCGUCGCUACACAAGAUGAAGAGGGAGAGGAAGGCUGCCAAGACCCUGGGCAUCAUUGUGUCGGUGUUCCUGCUGUGCUGGCUGCCCUUCUUCACCUGGUACAUCGUGUCCGCGCUGUGUGGCGACGCCUGUGCUGUUCCAGAGUGGCUCGUUACUGUUCUGUUCUGGAUUGGGUACUUCAACUCCACUCUCAACCCCAUUAUCUACGCCUACUUCAACCGGGACUUCAGGAAGGCGUUUCGCAAGACCCUCAGCCACUACGGCCUGGACUGCGCAGUGUGUCGUCGCUGCAUGCCUCGCAUUCGCUGCUGCGGGAAAGGUUGUGGCCGCAAGGGUCUGGCCAGGUGUGUGGGUCUGGGGGCGGGCCACGACACACCUUCCUCUGAAAUCCAGCCUCGGUCAGCCCUUAGUUCCGAGUACUGCCAUAUCGAAAUGACCACAAUCGACAAAGUAGCCAAGCUGGGCGUCGACCACUAGUGUAGCUUCGGUGCGAGGAGCAUUAAGGUCCUCUGGCUGAGUAGGGGAAAUAUUUUCUCCGCACGCGAGGGAAGGUGGACAGCGGCUUGGUACGGAAGGCGCCAUCUGGACGAGUAUUCACAGUGGCCAAAGGAAACCUAUGUGACCUCAUCAUUCCGUACGCCCUUUUGGUUCACUGAAGGUUGCAGAGAGUGGCAGCCAGAAUCAAAACACUAGAUGUCUUAAUGUGUAGUCAGACAGAGAUGUUUUCUAUUAUCCUGAUUUAAGAAUAGGCUCUAGAAACAGGGAGACCUGUUACUGGUAUGUGCAUAGUUCACAAACUCUUAGGUAUUAUUAAGAGAAAGAAUAUAUAUAUAUUGUUUUCCCAAAGAGAAUAAAUAGAUUGAUAUCGUGAGUCGAUCUCGUAGUUCCGUGUCACAUACGUAGCCGUGUUCCGUAGCGGAGGAGCAGCCUCUCUAGCGAUGCCCGGGAGUUCCUCUUGGGGUUCCUUGGCGCCGCCCACGCUACCAAAGGAGACGAGGUGGUUGGCUGAUGGCCGUAAGUAGAUGGAAAUAUAGUGAGUAACCUACGCCCUGGGCCAAUCAUCAUUAGCUUGGGCGGUGUAAGGAUCUCCCAAGAGUGAGAAAAAAUCUGUAUAGAUAACCUAGCUGUUAUUAGAUACCUAAGUGUUAGUUUCGCUGUGAUCUUAACGUUAUUGUGUCAGCAUAUUAUGCAUGUUACAAUAACUACAACAUGCCAUAUAGAUCAAUGUACAUGCACAAAAUUUAUGUCGAAACAGUAUUUUUAGCGACAAUAAAAUAUAUUCAGA
Molecule: messenger RNA, 2941 nt
Organism: Scylla paramamosain (green mud crab)
Lineage: Eukaryota; Metazoa; Arthropoda; Malacostraca; Decapoda; Portunidae
Product: octopamine receptor beta-1R-like
Biological process (GO): adenylate cyclase-activating adrenergic receptor signaling pathway
Cellular component (GO): plasma membrane
Molecular function (GO): octopamine receptor activity
Source: RefSeq, a predicted model, not a curated record